CUGUCCUUGCCUCCCUGUUCAGUGCUCCACUUCCAGAGGCAGCAGAUGUCCAACAGCAGCUCCAUCACUGAGUUCCUCCUCCUGUCAUUUGCAGACACGCGGGAGAUGCAGCUCUUGCACUUCUGGCUCUUCCUGGGCAUCUACCUGGCUGCCCUCCUGGCCAACAGCCUCAUCAUCACCGCCAUUGCCUCUGACCACCGCCUCCACACACCCAUGUACUUCUUCCUCCUCAACCUCUCCCUCCUUGACCUGUCCUCCAUCUCCACCACUGUCCCCAAAGCCAUGACCAACUCCCUCUUGGACACCAGGGCCAUCUCCUACCCAGGAUGUGCUGCACAGGUCUUUCUGUUUGUCUUUUUGAUGUCAGCAGAGUAUUUUCUUCUCACUGUCAUGGCCUACGACCGCUACGUUGCCAUCUGCAAACCCCUGCACUAUGGCACCCUCCUGGGCAGCAGAGCUUGUGUCCACAUGGCAGCAGCUGCCUGGGGCACUGGUUUCCUCUAUGCUGUGCUGCACACUGCCAAUACAUUUUCACUACCCCUCUGCCAAGGCAAUGCUGUGGACCAGUUCUUCUGUGAAAUCCCCCAGAUCCUCAAGCUUGCUUGCUCAGAUGCCUACCUCAGGGAAGUUGGGGUACUUGUAGUUGGUGUCUGUUUUGGAUUUGGGUGUUUUGGUUUCAUUGUGCUGUCCUAUGGGCAGAUCUUCAGGGCUGUGCUGAGGAUCCCCUCAGAGCAGGGACGGCACAAAGCCUUUUCCAUGUGCCUCCCUCACUUGGCUGUCGUCUCCCUUGUUAUCAGCACUGCAGUGUUUUCCUACCUGAAGCCUCCAUCCACCUCCUCCCCAUCCCUAGAUCUGGUGCUGGCAGUUCUGUACUCAGUGGUGCCUCCAGCAGUGAACCCCCUCAUCUACAGCAUGAGGAACCAGGAGCUCAAGGAUGCCCUGAGGAAACUGGCAACUGAAUGGUUUUCAGCAGCCAUAGACUGCCUACGUUCCUUUGCAAGUGACUCCCAGUACUUGGAUGGACCACAAGAAACAUCCAUGAUCCUGGAAAAGGCAGAAACUUCUUGCAGUGCCAUAACUGCAGGGGAGGCGGGAAGUCUGGAUUUUGUUAACAACGAUGAACAUAAUUUUAAAAUGCAGCCCACAGUGUCCGAGUUCCUUUCUUACUGGGGUCAUAACAGACCAGCACCUCCUCAGGAAAAAAACACUCUCUCAGCACCCUUGGAUGCAGCCCCUAUGGUUCCCAGGGACUGGUCUCCCACGUCUCUGUUGCCCUCAGGCAGGACUCAAAGAGGAGGAGAACAGCCAGCAGUGGAUGAGGACCAAGUCAGGGGCUACCUGAGCAAAUGCACCCCUUUAGACAGCCUGCAUCCAAGGGUGCUGAGAGAGCCAGCCAAUGCCAUUGUAAGGACACUCUGCAUCAUCUUGGAACAGUCAUGA
Harpia harpyja (harpy eagle) is the source of this 1440-nucleotide messenger RNA. Its product is annotated as olfactory receptor 14A16-like. The record is from RefSeq and is a predicted model, not a curated record. Lineage: Eukaryota; Metazoa; Chordata; Aves; Accipitriformes; Accipitridae. Gene Ontology annotation, molecular function: olfactory receptor activity; G protein-coupled receptor activity. Bases 46 to 1440 code for a protein of 464 amino acids. Gene Ontology annotation, biological process: G protein-coupled receptor signaling pathway. Gene Ontology annotation, cellular component: membrane. The transcript is spliced from 4 exons.